Molecule: messenger RNA, 2615 nt
Organism: Rhinolophus ferrumequinum (greater horseshoe bat)
Lineage: Eukaryota; Metazoa; Chordata; Mammalia; Chiroptera; Rhinolophidae
Gene: PALM3
Product: paralemmin 3
Exons: 7
Coding region: 111-2375 (754 amino acids)
Biological process (GO): response to lipopolysaccharide; negative regulation of cytokine-mediated signaling pathway; regulation of cell shape
Cellular component (GO): membrane
Source: RefSeq, a predicted model, not a curated record
GACCGCAGCCCCCCCUCCCCGCCAGCAAAGUCACAGCUUCCAGGGCACCUUCGGGCAAGCGGGUGGUGGGUCCUGAUCUCGGAGACCAGAACGUGGGCUUCUGGGCAGAGAUGGCCCUGCAGAGCCAGGUGUGGUCUCCGGCCACACCCAUGCCCAUGGCCGAGAGCUCCCUCUACCGGCAGCGACUAGAGGUCAUCGCGGAGAAGCUGCGGCUGCAGGAGGAGAUCCGCGCAGCACGCGGGGAGCUGGAGGAGGAGAAACUCCGCGUGGAGCGGCUCAAGAGGAAGUCUCUCCGGGAGCGGUGGCUAAUGGACGGGGCGCCUGAGGGGUCUGAGGGACCCGAGGAUCCCGCCUCCCAGGACCCUCAGUCCCCCGAGGGACAGGCACAGGCCCGCAUCCGGAACCUGGAAGACAGCUUGUUCACACUCCAAUCUCAGCUGCAGCUGUUGCAAAGUGCGUCCACAGGUGCCCAGCACAAGCCCUCAGGCAGGCCCACCUGGCGCAGACAGGGUCAUCGUCCGCUCUCCCAGCCCACUGUGGAGGCAGGUACUACAGGCCAGACUGAUCUGAAGAGAGCCUCCUUGCCAGCUGAACCGGGCACGUCCCCAGAGUCCCCCUCUGAGCCCAGAGAUGAGGUUGUUGGGGUUCCACCAGCCCUGAGGCGGGUCCCCGGGCCAGCUGGGGGCUCCUUAGAAGCCAACGGGCCCUGCCCCAGACCCAGCCCCCCUCCAGAGCAGCAGAGUCAGGGGAUGACAGUAUCUGAGGUGAGGGUGGAUGAGGCCAAAGAAGAGGGCAUGGUGAAGGUGGUGUGGAAGGGGCUGCGGGCCACAGAGGACUGUGCUUUGGGGCCCACAGGCCCUGAGCUGGAGGCUAAGGUGGAAGAGAUGGUGCUGGAGGCCAUUGGGGACAGGCCGGAAGCUGACCACCCAGAGCUCCCGUCCUGGGUGAAGACAGACAGGGGAAUCGUGGAGGUGGUCUGGGAAGGGGUGGGAGGCAAGGAUAGCAAUGACGCAGAGGCCACGGGGGAGGUGGGUACAGGCCUGGAGGCUGUGCAGACCUGCUCACCUAGACUCCAGGAGGGACUAGAGGGAGUAGGUUCUGGAGAAGGGGAAGGGGCCCCCAGGGGCAGCCCUGAUGGCUAUGGUCAGGGGGGCUCUGCAAGAGAGGAGGGGUCCUUCAUUUGGGUGGAAAGAGUGACCCUCAGCGAGGAAUGGGAGGAGCUGCUAGUGGAGGGCUUGGAAGGGCCAAGGGCACUGGGGAGGGAGGGAGGAGAUGAGAGUCCACUGGGAGCGGAGAGGGAGGGAGGAGAGGAAACCUGGGAGGUAGAGAGGAGACAGGCAGAGGAAUCAAUGGGCACUGGGAAGAAAGGAAGUGAGGAAAAGGCGAGGGCACAGUGGGAAGGAGUGGAGAUGUUGCUAGGGGUGGAGAGGAAAGGAAGUGAGGAACCCUUGAAGCCAGAGAGGCGAGUUAAGGAAAAAGUGGAGACAGAUCCGGAAAGAGGUGAAGAACCAUUCUCAGCAGAAAGCAAGGAAGCUGAGGAGCCUUUGAGGGCAGAGAGGGAAAGAAGUGAGGAGCCACUGAGAGUAGAGCAAAGUGGAGGUGAGGCAAAGCUGGAGGCAGAGAAGGAAGUUGAGGAACCAUUGGGAAUAGAAAGCAAGGAAGUUGAGGGAUCAUUGAGGGCAGAGAAGGAAAGAGAUGAGGAAAAGCUCAGUGUGGAAGAGAAGGAAGUUGAGGAACCAUUGGUAGUAGAGAAGAAAGAUGAAGAAAAGCUAGAGGCAAUUGAAGAACCAUUGGGGACAGACAGAAAGGAAGGUGAGGGAUCACUAAUGGUAGAGAGAACAAGAGGUGAGGAGCCAUUGGAGGGAGAGAAAAAAGAAGAUGAGGAAUCACUGAAGGCAGAGAAAACAGGAAGUGAGGAGCCAUUGGAGACAGAGAAGACACAAGGCAUCCAGGAAGAUGUGAGUCCAGAAGAGCAGAGAGAGUCAGGAGGAGGGAAGGAAUGUGAGGCUGAGGAGGUGAGUGACGUAGAGGUUCCCCUGGGGGCCAAGGAAGAGCCACAGCCAGAGGAGGAAGGACCACAGCCCCAGGAGAAGCAAGAAGGCUCCCUGGAGGAGGAAGCAGUGAAGCCCCAAACCCCUGCUGAGGGCCAGGACCCCUCCGGGGAUGCCACGCCCCUUCUGGCAGAGACCCCAGCUCCUGAGCAGCCUGCCGAGUGCCAGCCAUUGCUUCCAGUGGAGCGGCCCAAGGCCAACCCCAGUGCCCACCCUGUGCCCACCUAUGCACCUGCCCAGCAGCCCGAGCCACCUGCUCCUCCUGAGGGCGAAGAGGCGAGUGGCCCUAAGCAAAAAACGUGCCAGUGUUGUGCGGUGAUGUGAGCUUGCGCCCUCCACCCCACACCCCGCUCCUCUCACAGCUACCUCGGCCUCUUGGCAUCCAGCAGAGGGUCCCAGGCACAGACAGGGCACAGGGGACUGGCAAUGGCAUCCGGGAGCCAGCUGGCCCACACAUCCACUCCACCUGGGCUUCUGGACCCCUUGCCCACUGCCUGACCUUGGUCCCCUUCUCCGACUAAGCCUUUAUACUUGAAAAUAAAACAUUAAAGCAUUCCGACAGCA